AUGCCUCCUAAAACCCGAGGAACUAAAGUUUCUAAAGCUACAAAAGAGAAUCAUUGUGUUUUGCAAUCUAGGAAGGCAAAAGAUGGUGGCCAAAAUGUUAAACCAACAAGAAAAGCUUUAGCUGAUAAAACAAAUUCUGCAUCAGACGACAACACUUCUAUACUUGCUGAAAAUCUUCCCAAAAAGUCAACUUCUACAGAGUCCAAAAAUCAAAAUGAACUAAAUGAUUUAAGACCACGUCGCGUUAAAAAGCUUCCCAAUCGUUACAUUGAAAAUAUAUUACUUAAUGAUGCCCCCAUUAGCAAAGACAGUCGUAAUUAUAAAUCUAACGAUAAUUUAAAUUCUGGCCCCAAAUACAAGUCACCUGAAACAAAAAAGCAACCUAUUCUAGUUACAACCCCAUUAAAAACGAACGUCUUGGAUAACAGCUUGGUAAAUAAUCGUCCCAAACGAAUUUGCAGGUUACCAAGUAAGUUUGAUGACCAUUCCAUUAGUCCUAAUAAAUUUAUACCUGUAAAACCUAUCAAUGCCAGUACUCCCUUAGCAAAUAAGGCUAAAAUAAUAAGUAAAGAAAGUAUAAAUAAAGUGCAAACUAAAACAACAAAGACAAAAUCAGCAUUACAAAAAGCAACACAAUCUGAAACAGCUAGUAAGCAAAAAACAAUAAAAAAUUAUUUUAACAAUAAAUCAGCAGCAGAUACAAAUAAUAAUGCAAAACAAAAGGAACAUGAGAAUAAAUUUUCAUAUAAAAAGUGUGAUUUAAAAAUUUUAGACAAGGGUAAUUCUGAAGAUAUUAAAAAUAACAAAAAACCAAUUAAAAGAGGUUCAAGUAAAAUUGAUGUUUAUGAAUUCACUUAUGAUCCAAAUGAAGAACCACCUCCUGUAAAGAAGAAAAGGAAAAAAACAGUUAAAAAACCUACUAAACCCAAGAUUGAAUCUGUUAAGAGUAAUUAUGAUAGGAAUUUAGCUAAGGCCUUAGCGGCUUUAAAGAAUACAGUCUCUAUGAAACAAUCUAAACCGGAAGAGAUACAAAAGAAUAAGUCAAACAUAAAUAGUGAACUUUUGAAGCAAAAUGACGACCCCACUGUUACUUCGAGUAAUAAACCAGAUUCAAAUAUGAAUGAAAGCAUUGCUAAUGAGAAAAAAUAUAAUUCAGUAAGGAUAGAAGAUAUAGCUUUGGCUAUGCAACCUGAUGAUGAUAAUAUCAACUAUUCUCCAGUUAACUCACCAAAUUAUCCUAAAUCUCCAGUUAACUCAAAUUUAGAAAAACCAACUGAUCCACUGAAUUUACAAGAUAUCAGUUUCUUUGAUGAAAAUCCUGCAGCUAGUAGUAGCAUGAAUACUUCUAUCAGGCAACCCGUAGCUAGCCCAUGGAGAGUAGACUUUGAAAGCCUACCCAUAAAGUGGCAAGUGAACACUUAUGUGAAACCUAAUCUGACACCAGCCUUUGAAUGUUCUUUUAUUAAUUUUAAUGAUAGCAAAAAGAAACAUGUAUAUACCAAUAUGGUGCCAGAAGCAAAUGAAUCCCUACCUCAAGUGCUUGAAACUCCUAAUUUAAAGCAAACCAGUAUAAUUUCCUUUAUUCAAGAAGUUGUUGAAAAAAGUGAAAAGAAAAAGAAGAAAAGUAAAGGAACACCAGUCAAAGCUCAUUCUCUAUUUGAAGAUACAAAUGUGUCACUGUUAGAACAAUCAGUAAAUAAUACAAGUGAGAAAUCAAAUGAAAAUAUCGCUCCAACUCAUGAAGUUCCAGUUGAAAAUAUAAGUAAUACUACUUAUUUAUCAACACACAAUGAAAAUGUUGAUGAUAAAAACCAAAAUGAUAAAUCUGAAGAGAACAAUACAUAUUUUGGAUUUGAUGAGUCUGACCAAGAGAAUAUUUCACCUAAAAAGAAAAAUAAAGCUAGAUCCCUACGAGCUAGAACUAGAGGUAUUUUGCAAGAACUAAAUGAACAGAAAGGCCCAAUGCGAGCAAUGAUACCAGUUACUGCAAAAUCAAAACCGACACAAAAUGCUGUAAAUGAAUUAUUUGAUGGAAUGAAAUCAGCAACAGAACCACCAGUUUUUCCCGAAGCAGCUGCAAAUGGUAGCACUAAAGUUACAAUAACCGAACCAACAUUACCAGAAAAUGGGGAAAAUGAUGACUCCCAAUCAGUACAUUUGUUUGAAGAUAUAGAUGUUGUACAUCAUCUCAAGCCCACUCGCAAAAGUUAUGGUAAGCCUAAGAGGGUAGCGUUUCAUAAGAACUCAUUAGAUAGUGACACAAGUCCGAUGAGUGAUCUUGACCAUGCUUCAAGUGACGAGGAUUUAGAUGAUUUGUCAUUUAAAUUGCCUUCUGUAAAACAGAAAAGGAUUAUCAAGAAAAAGAAAACAAAUAAACAGAAAUUAUCCAAGAAGGAAAAAGAAGUAGAAGCUUGGGCCGCAGGCUUCAAUUCCAUGUGUGAAGAGAUUGAGGAGUUUGAUUUAGUAGUAGAA
Molecule: messenger RNA, 2472 nt
Organism: Brenthis ino (lesser marbled fritillary)
Lineage: Eukaryota; Metazoa; Arthropoda; Insecta; Lepidoptera; Nymphalidae
Source: the annotation of a GenBank genome assembly